AUGACUCAUGUAGAGAAACGCCAACCCAGGCCAGAAAAGGAGGCAAUACAUUCUGGCCACUUUAUGGUGUCGCAUUUUGAAGCUGAAGAUCAAGAUGAUUAUGACGAUUUAGCAGUACCCAUUCCUGAAGAAGAGCAAAAUGUUCAUAAGGAAACUACAGUAGCAACCUACACGGUCCCUGUACCGAUUGAAACAUUCCAUCUUACAGAUAAAGAAGAAAGUAAACAACAUCAACAACUUUCUAUUGAAAUAUCGCUUACCAAACUAUUCAAAUGUAUGACAUUGGCUUACAGACAGAAACUAACGUCACCCAAAUGGAAUCGUUUCAAAGGUAUAAAGCUUCGGUGGAAGGACAAAAUCAGAUUGAAUAAUGUUAUAUGGAGGUGUUGGCACAUGCAAUUUAUAAAGAAACAAAAUACCUUGGUGUGCCAGUUUGCUUCUCCUCUGGAUGUUGAUACGCACGUGAAACCAGAAACUACAAUUCUCGAAGGAAAGUAUUGGAAAAGAAGAGCAGAAGCGGUUAUAGCAGAAUAUAAAAAAUGGCGCAUGUUUCAUAUUAUGCGACUCCUUGGCAAGGGGGACACCUCUGUCCAGGACACGAUGUUUCAACUAUCCGGUUUUCAGAUGUCGGAUAUGGAUACGGUGGAGUCCCAGUGCAGCGACCUCGCAGGCAACAUGCUCACAGACGAGGACUAUCUUAACUUCAUGAGCGACACACUAUUCUCCACUAUUACCAAUCACCAACCUUUCGCUUUCCCCGAUAGCAGGGAAAUUGCUAGGGGCGCAAGCUUAGCUGACUUCAUUCAACCAAGCUUAGGUCCCUUGCAGCCUAAUCUUGAUGAUUUUAUGGACACAUUGGAGCCACUUCACGAUCUUCUGACGUCUACCUCGCGUUUGCCUCCCGUGCCCGAAGAAACGACGAUUCCCGCUGAAGAUCCAAUGUCGUACCGAAGUGGGAUGUCCGUCGAUUCAUACUCUUCACAAAACUACAUUACUGGGAGUCAUAGCGCGCCCACUGCCACGAUGCCUACCAGUCAAAUGACCAUUCACGGUACCAACAAUAAUACUCAGAUAAUGCCCAUGUCGGAACAGACUAAAAAUGAGCCCAUGAGAAUGUACAGCAAUGAAAGGAUGUAUCCGGAAACAGAAAUUCAGAACAACCUCCUGAACAAUCCACAAAUAAUGCCCACAUAUCCGCAACCGUCGUUCGAGCAGCAAUCGGCCUCUCAGACCGAUCAACAAAUUCAUAGUAACGUGUAUACGAAGACGCCACGUUUGCAGUACGUGAACGCACCGCAUAAAAUCAUUCCACAGCAGGAGUCUUAUCCGAAGUAUAGUGCGCCUCUCCCACCAUCACAGACCGCACCCGAGACGGUGUCGCUACUUCAGCAACCAGUGCAAAACGUGAAGUACGCUUCCACUGUGGUAAUUCAAGGGCGGAGCGGGUACAAUAGAGAGAAGCCGCGAAAUCGUAUUGGGCAUUAUUCGAGCCCGAUAACGAACACCCAGUAUCAGAACUACUCGCAGCCCGUGCAAUGUCAGGCUCACGUGCCGCAGAACUUCGAUGCUCGGCCAGUGCGACAGAAUUCGCCCCAGAUGCAGUACUUGCAGCUCAAUGCGACGGAUUACAAGGUCAAGCCUGCGCCGGCGGUGCCCAAUACGCGCUCGUUCAAACUGCCCUCGCCUCCCUUGGCGCCCACGACCACACAACAGUUGCAGGUUACGCCCGGGACGAGUUCUGUUAGUUCGGCAAGUAUUCGCAGUAAGGACCAAUUCCGGUCGCACAGCUUGCCCCUGGGAUCCCAGUUGAACGCAGACUGGGUUGUGAGUGGACCCUCCACAGCGCAUGAUGCGCCUGUCCCUCAUAACGCUAGGGCUCGUGAGCAGAACCCGAAUUCGAGCGCGAUUCGCUUCCGUUCGCGCUCGACAUCGAGCAGUACCGUGGUGGAUGGUUCGGCGAGCAGCUCGUCGAGCGUCCCGCGCCGUCCACCGCCGCUGACGAGCGUCGCUUCGGAGCCUACGCUACCUCAAGCCAGCGUCAUGUUAGCGCAGCUGCUUUCAGCACAACACUCUCAAAGCCUCUACAAACUCAAUAGCAGCGCGGAGGAGGGUCUCAAUUCCGAUCCGAUGAAGUCUCCGGUAUUGAGAGGGCAGCCGUCUCCUAUUGGCAGUGACAUCAUGUCACCCCAUCAUUCGCGAGCGCAGUCGCUCUCACCGGGAGGGUCUCCGGGUUCACCCCGCGACGGUUCGCCGCGUGAGCCGCGUCGCACCCACUUGCAUGCGGAGCAGAAGCGCCGGUACAACAUUAAGAAUGGCUUCGACACUCUCCAAGCCUUAAUACCGCAUCUUAACUCCAAUUCUGCUGCUAAGAUAAGUAAAGCUGCCAUGCUGCAAAAGGGAGCCGAGUACAUAAAACAGCUGAAGGCUGAAAGGAACCAAAUUAAGGAAGAAAUGGAAAGCUUAAGGCAGCAAAUUGAAUGUUUAAAUAAUUCCAUAUCUAACUGCCACUCGCUGUUGCCGGCAACAGGCGCCCCAGUGUCCCGGGGUCGCGCAAGUCGUCUCCGCGAGAUGUUCGCCGCGCAUGUUGCCUCAAGAACGAUGCACAAUUGGAAGUAUUGGCUGUUUAGCGUUGUAAGCGCGGCGUUAGUUGAGUCUUUCAGCGCAUGCGUCUCGUGCAGCAGCCGCGCAGAUCUUGUACGUACCACGCUGCUCUGGGCCGAGCAGCAUUGUUCCCUCGUCGAAAUGCGGCCAGCGGUGUUGAAUUCAUUGCGCGUGUUAUGCACCACUACGGACAUCCUGUCGAGCCCCGAACGGUUGGCGGAAGAGGCACGGGCUGCAGCUGCAGCCGUCAAGACGGAGCCGACCUAA
This is a messenger RNA of Leptosia nina, 2868 nucleotides long. The record is from the annotation of a GenBank genome assembly. Lineage: Eukaryota; Metazoa; Arthropoda; Insecta; Lepidoptera; Pieridae.